AGAAAACACAUUGAAAAAAAGUUUAAUCCAAAAUCUUCCGUAGAAAGAGAAGAAAAAAUGUGCUGCAACUCCCAUGGCGUAAUCCCUACAAGCGACCUUCGCUUUCCCCUUUUCCCUACCUACCCACGCACAAUUUCCCCAAAUUCUCGUCUAUUUUGCCCUAAUUAUACUUCGAAUCAUCAAGUUUUGAAGACAAAAUUUGAGUCAUUCAAAGCUAAAUCAAACCUAAACGAUGUCGUUUCAUAUACUGAUACAGAUAAGAGCUUUUACGAUCUUCUGGGUAUACCGGAAACUGGGUCGUUGUUGGAAAUCAAGCAAGCGUACAAGCAAUUAGCAAGGAAGUACCAUCCGGAUGUUUCGCCACCGGAUCGGGUUGAGGAGUAUACACAGAGGUUUAUUCGGGUUCAGGAAGCUUAUGAAACGUUAUCGGAUCCUGGAAUGAGAGCUAUGUAUGAUAGAGAUAUGGCUAAAGGAAUUAACUUUGCUUUUUCUUCUCGUAGGCGUUAUCAAACUGAUGAGUCAAUGGAGGAGAAAGGUGAGUGGAAAAAUCGUUGGCAGUCUCAGCUAUCAGAGCUCAAGAGAAGAAGCAUGCACAAAGAAUCCGGUAACAGUAUGUCUUGGGGAGCACGGAUGCGCAAGCAAAGGAACGAUCCAUCAUCUUAAUCGAUAAUAACUAAUACAUCUUAUUUUAUUUUGGAUAUACAGGAAUAUUUUUUCGUCUCGUUUUCUUUUAGUUGUUCACUAGUACUAACCAUAUAUGAAUCACCUUAUACGCAGUGUAUAUUGUACAUAGAGUAUAUAAAUCAAGAAUCUCAUUUUCAGUAAUA
Messenger RNA from Solanum dulcamara, 827 nucleotides. RefSeq names its product chaperone protein dnaJ 20, chloroplastic-like. Bases 58 to 663 code for a protein of 201 amino acids. The record is from RefSeq and is a predicted model, not a curated record. The transcript is spliced from 2 exons. Gene Ontology annotation, cellular component: chloroplast. Lineage: Eukaryota; Viridiplantae; Streptophyta; Magnoliopsida; Solanales; Solanaceae.